CUUGGUGAGCUCCACUGUCUCUUUCACAGGGAAAUGGGGGAAAAUCAGACUUCCAUCACAGAGUUCCUUCUCCUGGGAUUUCCACUUGGCCCACGGUUUCAGAUGCUUCUCUUUGGGCUCUUCUCUCUGUUCUAUGUCCUCACCUUGCUGGGGAAUGGGGUCAUCCUGGGAUUCAUUUCCCUGGACUCCAGACUGCACACCCCCAUGUACUUCUUCCUCUCACACCUCGCCAUCGUCGACAUGGCCUAUGCCUGCAGCACGGUGCCCCAGAUGCUGGUGAACCUCCUGGAUCCUGCCAAGCCCAUCUCUUUCACUGGCUGCUUGACGCAGACCUUUCUCUUUUUGAGUUUUGCACAUACCGAAUGUCUUCUCCUGGUGGUGAUGUCCUAUGACCGGUAUGUGGCCAUCUGCCACCCCCUCCGAUAUUCUGCCAUCAUGACCUGGAGACUCUGCAUCAUUCUGGCGGUGACUUCCUGGAUUUUAGGAGUCUUCUUGGCCCUUGUACAUCUAGUGUUACUCCUACCAUUGCCCUUCUGUGGACCUCAGAAAGUUAAUCACUUUUUCUGUGAAAUUAUAGCUGUUCUCAAACUUGCUUGUGCAGAUACCCAUAUUAAUGAGGUCAUGGUCUUGGCUGGGGCAGUAUCCGUGCUGGUGGGACCCUUCUCUUCAAUUGUGAUAUCUUAUAUUCAUAUUCUCUGUGCCAUCCUAAAGAUCCAGUCAGGGCAGGGGCGCCAGAAAGCCUUCUCCACCUGCUCCUCCCACCUCUGUGUGGUUGGACUCUUUUAUGGCAUAGCCAUUAUCAUGUAUGUUGGGCCCCGACAUGGGAACCCUGAGGAUCAGAAGAAAUAUCUCCUGCUGUUUCACAGCCUAUUCAAUCCCAUGCUCAACCCCCUGAUCUACAGUCUUAGGAACAAAGAAGUCAAAGGUGCUCUGAUGAGGAUGCUUGAAAAGGAGGGAACUUCAUGAAAGCCUUACAAAAUAAUAAAAUAACUGGGUUUAAUGG
Messenger RNA from Lemur catta (Ring-tailed lemur), 1003 nucleotides. RefSeq names its product olfactory receptor 2A25. The transcript has a single exon. NCBI's taxonomy places the organism in Eukaryota, Metazoa, Chordata, Mammalia, Primates, Lemuridae. Gene Ontology annotation, molecular function: G protein-coupled receptor activity; olfactory receptor activity. Bases 34 to 966 code for a protein of 310 amino acids. Gene Ontology annotation, cellular component: membrane. Gene Ontology annotation, biological process: G protein-coupled receptor signaling pathway. The record is from RefSeq and is a predicted model, not a curated record.